AUGGAUGUCAAUGAAGAUAAUUUGGAGACUAAGUUAAUGUACGACCAACUGCUGGUAGAAUUUCUGAAUGAAUAUUUGGCUUCACCGACUUUUGGAGAGCGUAUAACUUACAACUACAAUACGGGCAACUUUGAAAGUCUACGAGAUGAAUUAAUUGAUCAGAAACAAUUCAUUAGCAGUAAACGAACAAUUUUUAUACCACCAGGAUCACCCGAUCCAAACUCAUGUACUUCCAUUCAUGUUUACGUCAAGAGUAUAGAGAAAAAAAUUGGCUUACAAUGGUUCAAGUUACAUCGAUUAAAAUCGUUUUUACGUAGCAAAUCCUACUGUGAAUAUCGUUUAGCGAUUGCUAUUGAUCAAAACUGGGCAGAUCAUCAUAGUAAGAAAUAUUCUGCUACAAAAGAUUCCAGAUUUAAUGUAAACAAUCAAAAAGAAAGUCUAGCUAAUUCUAAAACAUCUCAGAAGAAUGGCACAUUGUCUAUGGCCGUAUCGAAGAAAGUUAUGGAUGAAUUUAAAGAGUUUAUCCAAGAUAGUGAUGGAUGCAAGUAUUUUAAUUUCUGGGUAGAUAUUGAAUAUGCAACGUUACAAAACGACCUAGAAAGUGACGAAAGUUAUUCAAAUAUAAUCCGAUUAAUUCGGGAUAAGUAUGUUAAUAAUGGUAGCCCAAAUCAGUUUAAUAAAACAUUUCUUGACUCAACCGGGUUGUAUCGCCUAUCAGCAUUAAGUGCUAAAAAAUUAUUACAUGUACAACAAAAGGCUUUUACAGAAUUAGCAAGUUAUUGGUAUCCUCGUUUUAUGAUAUGGUAUCAGCUGCAACAUAAGUCCUUAAUCACAGAUAGCUCAAAUUCUCAUCGACAGAUUACCAGAUCAGUGGCUCAAUCAUUGUCUAGGCCUAGCAGCGCAAGUAAUCCAUCUAAAGCUGUUUCUCUAUGUAAAGUCUCCUUUCCUAGCGAACCUUAUUUCGAAGAAUUAUCCAUACCAAAACGUCGACCCCAAUCCGCAAUAUCGGCUCGUAGUAGACCUUCUUCUGCAAGAUAUAAGACAAAAUCUUUAACUCAAACACCAGGCUUAGUCGAUCACUAUCGUCAAACUUUAAAUCAAGUUGACAGCGAUCAUGAGAGUACCAAAGCAUGGAGUCAAAGAAAUGAAAUUACCAAUUGUGAAGGAAAUGGCAUUAAGACAAUUAUUACUAACAAGGGUAAAAUGAACGAACCUAAAAAACAACUCAUUGAAUACUAUGAUCAAGAACCGUUAUCCUAUGAUAAUGAAAGCUUAAUCCAGUCAUUGCGUAUUGCCUUGGAGAAUGACUCCAACUGUGGAAAUUAUUUUAAAAAUUUCUUACAGCAGUCUGGUUGUGAUCAGAGUAUUAAAAAUUGCCAUCAGUUAUGGCAUGAUAUACUGGAAUAUAUUCAAUUCUUUCACGAAGGUACUUUUAACGAAUUUAAAGUGGGAAGCUUCGCCAAGAGAAUUUUUAGCGACUAUAUAUUGCCUGGUAGCCGAUUCAAUAUUCAUUGUAACGAAAAACUACGUAAAAAGGUCAUUAAGCAACUGGAUCCGCCUUAUGAAGAUUUAUUUGAUAAUAUUGAAGAUUUUAUUUUAAGAAAAUUAUUACCGCCUUGGAAGAAUUUCUUACAAUUUGAUAAAGAAGAACUAUCUAAAUUACCAAAAAUGUCCAUUUUAAGAUAUGUGGAAACUGAAGAAUUUAUUCCAAUUUUGCAACGUGGGAUCGGAGUUUAUUCUGAAGACUGUGAUACAGAAUCAAGUUUAUACAUGGAUUCAUUUGAAUCUAUGCUAAGUCAGCACAGAUCGGCCAAGAAAUCAGAUAAAGAUUCUGUUAGCUUUAUGGCUGCAGCCUUGGAAGCUCUCAAUGGGCAGCAUUUUGUCGAUGGUAAAGGCGAUACAGACAGCGUAGAUGGCUCCAACAGUGAUAGUAGUUUUUCAGAUGAUGACAGUGACCUUAAAGGACCGCAGACAUUUCAGAAGACAUUAAGCAAUCGUAGUGAAUUAGAGUUUCUUCGUAAAUUUUUGGAAGAGAAACAAUCUGUCAAUGAUUUACUAUGUUUCCUUGAUAUUGAGGAAUAUCGUCGAGUGCCCCAUACAGAUGGUGCAACACGAAAUCUAUUGGCUAGCCAAAUUAAAGAGAAAUACCUAAAUAGGAAAUAUUUUUUCAAUGCUAAUAGUCCUGCUAAUAAAAUGGUUCAAAAGAAAAUCUAUACUGCUAUGCAUUCAAGUAAUAAACUUUAUCCGGAUUGUCCAUCAUCAUCUACAUUAAUCAGUGUGCAAAAGAUUUUAAGAGCUAGACUUCAGAAGCAUUGGUUUCCCUUAUUUCUACAAACCGAAGAUUUUAGAAGGAGAAGAGCACAAUCAAUGAACGCUAAAUUAUUCAACUUUAAUUGUAGCAACUCACAACAGGGCUCGGCAUUAAAGCUCCUGCGAAGUCGAUGGAAAUCUUCAUCAUAUGAUUUAAUUUAUCUUCGAAAAACCUUAAUUGAUGCCGAAAAAUCAGUUAAUUUUCAACAUUUCCUAGUUGCUAAACAUAAUCUUUUAGAAAGCAAUGUUUUAUUUUGGCGAGAAGUUCAAAAAUAUAAGGAAUUAUGUCAUUCUCAUGCGGAAAUUACCUUCAGAAUCAGUAAAGCGAAAGCCAUCAUUAGUCGAUUUAUUGAUUCGGCUGUUCCACCACGCAUACAAAUUAGCAUAUCCGUAGAUAUUGCUAAUCGUAUUGUUGAUCAGCAGAGGCAGGCUGGACCUUAUAUAUUUCGUGAAGCACAGCUAACAGUAUUCCGCGGCCUCUUUGGCUAUUGGGGAGCGUAUCGAGCCUUAGAAGCUACAGUCACUCCUGAUUACUUUGCUACUGCGGCCGAAGAAGCGAAAAAACAAAGAAGAGAAAGAUUUACUAUUUAUAAAAAACAGAUAGAUGAAGCAAAUAAAAAUAAUCAAAUGGAAGAUAGCAGUAUUGGUGGCGAUAGUAUCGGUGUCAUAGAAGAUAGUGUAGAACCUGAAAAGUUGAUUAAUGAUCAUCACACUUCAUUUCGUUAUUCGAUAUAUUGUAAGGAAGGUAUGGCUACCGACAAUGUUGACAUAAAUGCUACCGAAAUCAAUCAGAAGAAAAAUGAAGAUGUUAUUGAUAUUAAGAGUGUAAAUGGUGAAGAAAAGGAAGAAAAACUGGAGAAAAAACAACUGCCUCCACGAUCAAAAUCUGCACGUUACAGAAGAAAAAUUUCCGAUUCACUGAAGGAGAAAGAAGAGCAAUCUAAUGUGAUAGAUAGAAUCGGACUAGAAUUAUCGACAACGAAACAGCUCGAUAAAGAGGAUGUAUCAGCCAAAAUCACUGUUGUAAAAAAUAAAUCUCGCCCUUCAAGUGCUUCUUCUGCUUCUAUCAUGACUCAGUCUCCUCGUUAUACUACUUGGAAAGGUAACUCUAGCCCAAAUUUAUCACCUAAACUAUCAAAACAGGUUCAUUUGAGUGAAAAGGACGUUACUAAGUUGAAGGUCAGAACUCAGUUGCGUCAACGAUCGCAUUGGCAACAAAUCGUCAACCCAUCUUUACCAACCUGUCAAGAAAUUAUAUUACGGCGAUAUGCAAAUAAGUUCGAAGUCAAAUCGAAUCAUAAGAAACAUUAA
Molecule: messenger RNA, 3621 nt
Organism: Trichoplax adhaerens
Lineage: Eukaryota; Metazoa; Placozoa; Uniplacotomia; Trichoplacea; Trichoplacidae
Exons: 19
Coding region: 1-3621 (1206 amino acids)
Biological process (GO): regulation of signal transduction
Molecular function (GO): G-protein alpha-subunit binding
Source: RefSeq, a predicted model, not a curated record